GUAUCUUCUUAUAACACCCCGGUUUUCAAAUCAAGUAAGUUAACUGUUGAUAAUCUCAACAAAGUUCUUUGUUUCUACUUAUUUCUUUACAAAAUACCGCGUUUGAAGAAAAUAUAACGCUGAAGUUAGGCGAUAAGAUAAAACGGAACCUGAACUUCUCUUGUAAUCUGAGUGUAUUUGUGAGGCAAAAAUGAGAAACGAGAAAAGUACGCAUCCGCCAAAGGGUGUGGGAAAUUUUCGUCAGGUCCUGAAUAAACUAAUGCGCAGCAAAACAACAAGCGUACUUCCAGUCACUCACCAAGAUCCACCAAAAUCAGAGUAAAUAGACUUUUCUCCUGGACGUAUAUUAACCUGUAUUUCAAGGUAUUUAAGCCAUCAUUGAUCAUUCGCAUGUGGGCAGACUUGAGGAGAUCCAGAUGCUCAUCCCGUCGAACUUUGGGUUGUUUAUCGUGCGUCAUCGCCGCGUAUCUUGCAAUAGAUGGACUUAUGUGAACAUAGUUCAGGUUGCGUCGCCGUAACCGUCUUUCCAUAUCAUCAUCUUCUUGACCCCAACCCCAAUAUUUGUUCGAGAAACCGUUUACUGAGACAAACUGUUCAGUUGUCAUUUUUAGUACACCACCAACGAGUUGGGGAUAACUCAGCUUGAAGUUCCGUACAUCUAACCCGACUCCAAGGUGGAUGACAUGCGUCAAAUAUCGAGAUGGACUGCAAUACUUGUGUGUUCUGGAAUAAUUGUUUUGACACUUUUUUACAUGCGGGAAAUUUUGUUUUUGGUGUACGCAGCACUAAGACGAAUAUUGUUAUCUUCUGGUAAAUCAUCGAAUGUUGCAAACACAUUGAAACAGUUGGAAGCAAGUCUGCCACUUAAAGCUGCAAGGCAACACCAGACAUGCAGAAGCAUUUGCAAAGCUCUGCCACUUCAUCUGACCCCACAAGAGAAACGCCUCAGAUUGGUUGGAAAUCUGACAAUCUCAAAAGAUGAGCUAGCUCGUAUGGAUAUGCAACGUCUUUCACGGGAGAUUAAACCUUAUGUAAACGGGGGUUCCUGGAUGUACCGAGAUCCUGGUGUGAGUCAAAAUCAAAGAUGUCACGUCAGUGACAAUUCAGCUGUGGCCAUUAUCAUACCAUUGCGUAAUAGAUGGCAUCAGGUACCUGCACUACUUUCCACUCUCAUACCACUGUUACGGAAACAAAAAAUAUGUUAUCGUAUUUUUAUUGUUGAGCAAGCUGAUGAUGCUCCAUUUAACCGUGCCAAACUUUUCAACGUUGGUUAUGCUGAGGCAAUCAAAGUCUUCCGUUUUGGCUGUGCGAUUUUUCAUGAUGUUGACCUUGUUCCAAUCAACGAUCUCAACCCUUAUGACUGCAAUUUGGAAGCAUCAAAGCAUGUGAUGCAUCUUGGAGUUGGGUUAGAUGUGAGGGGUUUUAAGUUGAACUAUCCAAGACUUGUCGGAGGCGUGCUUAAAAUGACAACUAGACAGUUUGUCUCAGUAAACGGUUUCUCGAACAAAUAUUGGGGUUGGGGCCAAGAAGACGAUGAUAUGGAAAGGCGUUUACGGCAACGUAACCUGAGUUACGUUCACAUAAGUCCAAGUGUUGCAAGAUAUGCGGCAAUGACACAUGAAAAACAACCCAAAGUUCGACGGGAUGAGCACCUUGAUCUCCUCAAAUCUGCUAACGUGCGACUAUCCAGCGAUGGGUUAACUACUUUGAAAUACAAGGUAAUCCACAUCCAUGAAGACAGCUUCUACACUCUGGUAUUGGCGGACCUUCGUGAG
This is a messenger RNA of Opisthorchis viverrini, 1775 nucleotides long. RefSeq lists its product as hypothetical. The record is from RefSeq and is a predicted model, not a curated record. NCBI's taxonomy places the organism in Eukaryota, Metazoa, Platyhelminthes, Trematoda, Opisthorchiida, Opisthorchiidae. The transcript is spliced from 2 exons. The annotation marks the transcript as partial. Gene Ontology annotation, biological process: carbohydrate metabolic process. Gene Ontology annotation, molecular function: glycosyltransferase activity.